AAUCUAUCUACUAUAAUAAAAGAAACCAAUUUUUGGACAGGUGUCACUCAAUGAGGGCUUUUAUGACUUCCCCCCACUUAAUACCGGGUUAUGAAACUGGGUCAUACGAUUCAAACCCUAAUUUCUCCACCUCCACCACCAAUCUUCCCAAAUCAUAACCCCUAAACACCUUUCCCUCAAUCCUUCCUCAUCCUCCUUCCACCAACUCUACAAUCACACACUACUUCAAUCUUUACCUUCUUUAUCCCCCACAAAUCAGUAUUCAAUUCCUUAAUCUCCAAAUCAACAUACUCACUUCAUAUUCUAGGUUUUCUGCGAUUAUUCAUCGGCGUUGCGCAAUUCUAUAACAGAUGAUCGAAGAGAAUGAAGCGACAAAAGGCAACCAUGAGUGAUGAAGGAGAAAAGACUUGCCCACUCUGUGUUGAAGAGAUGGAUUUAACAGAUCAGCAGCCGAGGCCUUGCAAACGUAGCUUUGAUAUUUGUGUAUGGUGUAGGCAUUACAUUAUGGAUAUGGCUGAGAAAGAUGAUACAGAAGGGAUGAUACAGAAGGGAGGUGUCCAGCAUAUUGUAUGCCUUACAACAAGGAAAAGAUAGCGGGGACUGCAUCAAAAUGUGAAAGGUUUGGACUCGCACAUUGUUACAUCGUAAACUUUGACUUAUAUUUGUUCCAGUGGUUGACGUUUGACUUCUCUACUGUGCUAUCAGACUGGUGGCUGAAAUGAGUAUGGAGAAGAAACAAAAGUCUCAAAAGGGGAAAACAAUGCUUAAUGCCUGGGUUAUU
Helianthus annuus (common sunflower) is the source of this 781-nucleotide messenger RNA. Its product is annotated as putative general negative regulator of transcription C16C9.04c. Gene Ontology annotation, cellular component: CCR4-NOT complex. Gene Ontology annotation, biological process: protein ubiquitination. Bases 364 to 594 code for a protein of 76 amino acids. The transcript has 3 exons. The record is from RefSeq and is a predicted model, not a curated record. Gene Ontology annotation, molecular function: ubiquitin-protein transferase activity. Lineage: Eukaryota; Viridiplantae; Streptophyta; Magnoliopsida; Asterales; Asteraceae.